Harpia harpyja (harpy eagle) is the source of this 1194-nucleotide messenger RNA. RefSeq lists its product as uncharacterized. Lineage: Eukaryota; Metazoa; Chordata; Aves; Accipitriformes; Accipitridae. Gene Ontology annotation, cellular component: plasma membrane. The coding region runs from base 1 to 1194 and encodes 397 amino acids. The record is from RefSeq and is a predicted model, not a curated record. The transcript is spliced from 6 exons. Gene Ontology annotation, biological process: cell surface receptor signaling pathway.
AUGUCCUACGGGCUCCUGGGGACGCUCCUGCUCCUCCUGCCAGAAAAUCCACCUCAAAGCUGCUCCCCUCCUGCAGGACCCACCUCAGCAGAGGGGAGACAUGUCCAGCAAAGCCCUGGGCAGCUCUGGGUGCUCCCUGAACAGACAGCGGAGCUGAGCUGUCGCGUCUUGGACCACAGCCAGUACGUGAACUGGUACAAGGAGAGGCCAGAUGGCAGUUUGUACUGGAUUUACCGGAACUUGAACUACCCCUCUCCGGGGGGAAAAUACUCUGGGAGGAGUGAAACACGGGGGAGUUUUUCCUUCACCAUCAGCUCCAUGCAGAGGGAGGAUUCCGGGGUUUAUUAUUGCAGCUCCUCCAACUUCUACACCCUCUUUGGGGAUGGGACCAGGCUUGUCGUCACCAAUGCCUCUGAGCCCAAGCUCUCCAUACUGGUGCCCAUCGAUGCGGAAGAGCCCGGGCAGCCCCUGGCCAGCAUCCCCCUGCUCUGCCACCUCCACGACCUCCCUCCGGGCUGGGACACCGUGCGCUGGCAGCCCGGUGGGGAGGUGACACCAGUGACAGCGGCCACCAUGGACAAGCAUGGCGUCCUCAGCGCCUGGAGCAUCACCUGGGUCUUGGCCAAGCAGUGGGACGGGGCUGUGGCAUGCAUGGCCCUGGAGAACAGCACGGGCAAGACCAUCAUUGUUGCUAUCACUAAGGGACCCAGGGAGGACGGCAUCUGGCCAGAGGUGACACCCCCCCCCCGCACCCCUCACAGCCCCUUCGCCCCGGCUCUCUCCUCACCUCCUCCAGCCACCCACACGUACACCCGGGAGAACCACCCAGGAGAUGGAUCCAUGCCAGCGAGGCCCCUGCCCCGCUCAGCCAAAACCCCUGACCGCAAAUGCAUUAAAACCCAAGAGAAAUGGGAAAAUUCUGAGCUGGGUCUAAUUAAGGCAGGAAGAAAUAAAGGACAACACUUGGAAAACGAGCGUCUUGGAGCCGUGAUUCUGGGACAGGCCACCCAGCAUCACCUCCUGCAGCAUCCCAUGGCUGGUGACAGCAAGGACUGGUUGCAGCACCUGUCUCAGCCUAAAAUUGGUGGUGGGACAGCACGGGGUUAUAAAUCCCUCAUGUUUCAGCCGUGCCGAGAGCCCCCAGGAGCUGCGCGUGAGGACGAUGCCCAGAGGAAGAGUGAGCUGCCGCCCUGA